AGGCAGUCAGCGGGCCGGAAGUGAGCCGGGGACGCCGGGACUGCGUGAGAGCAUGAAGCCGGCCGUGGACGAGAUGUUUCCCGAGGGCGCCGGGCCGUAUGUGGACUUGGACGAGGCAGGAGGCAGCACUGGGCUCCUGAUGGACUUGGCAGCCAAUGAAAAGGCAGUUCACGCAGACUUCUUCAAUGAUUUUGAAGAUCUCUUUGACGAUGAUGAUAUCCAGUGAGGUGUGUCCAGCGGUGCAUUUGGUCAAGCUUCGCCACGUGGUGGUGUGGUGGGUCUCCUUAAAGGACAAUUUCAGGUGGUUCCAGAGAACUUGUGGGAAUUGCUAGAAUUUAAGAGAUGAUUAGCCAAGAAAGAGAAGAAGGUUUUAACCAUCUGGAGGAGGCCUGUUAAAUUCUGAAUGUGGCCAGCUUUUGUCCUUGACUUCAGUUAAAAUAAAGUGAUGUUAUUACUUGCAGGGUAA
This is a messenger RNA of Odocoileus virginianus texanus, 466 nucleotides long. RefSeq names its product COP9 signalosome subunit 9 (gene COPS9). Lineage: Eukaryota; Metazoa; Chordata; Mammalia; Artiodactyla; Cervidae. The record is from RefSeq and is a predicted model, not a curated record. Gene Ontology annotation, biological process: negative regulation of protein neddylation.